Molecule: messenger RNA, 2048 nt
Organism: Paralichthys olivaceus (Japanese flounder)
Lineage: Eukaryota; Metazoa; Chordata; Actinopteri; Pleuronectiformes; Paralichthyidae
Product: heterogeneous nuclear ribonucleoprotein C-like
Cellular component (GO): nucleus
Molecular function (GO): RNA binding
Source: RefSeq, a predicted model, not a curated record
CUCAGUAGGAUCGCAGCAGUCGGUCGAGCACCAGCCUAAGCUUGCACACACACACUCACUUCACAGAGAGGACGUUAAAGGAGACAGUUACCCGAGAGAAGAGAAAACAUCCUGGUCCAGCCUCUCUUCUCCCAGUCUGCUGGUUGUUCUGCUUCCCUGAUAUGACCCUGUUCAGCCCCAGAUACACAAGCAUGAGUGGAGAGUUGAAGUCCGGCCGCUCCAGGGCGGGGAGCAAGAGAGCCAGCAACACCACUUACGGUUCUGAGUUCGACCUGGACUACGACAGCUAUCAGGAGGACUACUAUGACAGGGUGUAUGACUACCAGCGUGUGCCGGCAUCCCUGUCUCCUUUGCCCCUGGGGCCCAGUGUGGCCAAGCGACCCCGCUCCUCCUCCCACUCCUCCGGCCACAGACGCAGUCGAGACAGAACCCACUCCAAAAGCUCCAGAGCCCACUCCACUAGUUCAAGCACAGCCAAGUUGGGCAUGGAGGAGUUGCAGGUGAUUAAAAAGGAGCUGACUCUGAUAAAGACACAGAUCGAUGGGCUGCUCGACAGUCUUGAAAGGAUGGACACAGAGAGGAGCGACCACAAAGGGUCUCCCCUGAGAGAGGACAGUCCGACCAGCUCCCCGUAUGCUCUGUCUGCCAGCAGCCCAGAGCACUCCCCCUCCUCCCUCUCUCCACCCAGCUCCCGCCAUCGGAUCCACAGGGAGAGCGCUGGCCUGAGGGAGCCCGAUGAUGACCACCACACGAUGAGCAACCACAGCUCUGAUCCAGAGGAGGAAAUAUGAGGGUGGAAACUCCGAAGGAACCGUAGGAGAUGUGGAUUAAGUGCCAAACACUGAGGAAGAGAACAACCACAGCCGAGCCAACGCUAAUAUCAGAGGCUUCAUUCCCCAACUGGGUGUACAUAUCAGAUUACACAGUACUUUUAAUUGUAUUGCAGCAGCUUGGUUUCCGUGACUAUACUUUAAAUGUAAAAUGACUGACAGAGGUGAUUUAUACAAACACAGACACACAGAUGAGGAUGUGAUUGACAAGAGUUAAUGAUGGCCUGAGAGAAUGAGGCGGGAUCUUAUCUAGAAAGUAAUUAUAAAGACGAGCUGGAAGCAGGUUCAUUUAAUGUUUUCUUCUGAAUGAGUGGCUUUGCACCAACACCAAAAUUCCAGUUUUAAUCCAAAUGUGACAAUACAGUUCUCUGAAUACAUGUUCUGUAACCUGCUUAACAGUUUAUCCUUUCACGUUUUCCUCAUACAAAAAGACAGAAUGAGACUAAACAGUAAUCACACAGUAAUAAUUUAUAAUAAUAAUAAUAAAAUGUCUAUUUAUGGCACAGGAAUCUCUCUGCUGCUUCAACAGUUUAUACCAAAAAAGAAACAUCUAAAAAACAAUAUCUCAAAGGAAAAUUUAAGCAUUUUACUCUUCUCCAUUGAACAUGUUUAAAACAUGUUCUGUUUACAAAGGACAAUUAAUUAAAUUAUGCAUAAAACAUUAAUUAAUGGAAACUGGAAUAUUGUGUGCCUGUAGUGUAAAUGGGUCUCAAAGUAUUUUUGACUUGUAAAAGCAAAAGAAUAAGAUCUUUAAUGGCGGCUUUUUAUUGACAGUCAACUAAUACUUGCUCUUGCUUGUAUCAUGCUGAUAAAUCAGGAGAGAAAAAGAGUCUGGUGUUUUUUUGCUUGUAAGUUUCAGGUAUGCUACAUCUGAGUGCUACUCUCUGAAACAAGUAUUAUACAGACGACCUUAUAAUGUUUAGAAAUACUAGUAGCUUCUCUACUUUAAAUGUGUGAGAGGAAUGUUGCAGCUCUCUUUCCCUCUGUAUUUGGCACCUAAAGGCCCAGGUCAGUGUGUAAUAUUGUGUAUUAUUGUAAAACUUUACUGUAGCUGUUCUGCUGUCUGAUUUGAGUCUUGCUUUAGGACUUCUCGUAUUUUUUUUUUUUAAGACGAUGAUGAUGUUAUUAUAAUUCUUAUAGUGUUUCAUGUUUUUGUUUGCGAUCUUAAGAUAAGCCAAGUGGAAAUACUCAUUGUCACAGUAGUAAAAGUAUUUUCAU